Talaromyces stipitatus ATCC 10500 is the source of this 928-nucleotide messenger RNA. Its product is annotated as DUF985 domain protein. The transcript has 2 exons. Gene Ontology annotation, cellular component: intracellular anatomical structure. Lineage: Eukaryota; Fungi; Ascomycota; Eurotiomycetes; Eurotiales; Trichocomaceae. Bases 98 to 841 code for a protein of 247 amino acids. The record is from RefSeq and is a predicted model, not a curated record.
AUACAACAAUGGCCACUCAAUCGAUUCAACUACGAGAAUAGAGAAUUCAAAACCAGAUAAAAAGGAGGUGUUUCUCUAAACUGCAGACUAAAUUAAAAUGGCACAUCAGCUGCAUGCACCGCUGUCACAAAUCAAGCCAAGCUUUGCGCCGACGCCAGUCGACAACAAUGACAUGAAUAACAGAACCGAACCACCAACAGUACAGAAAACCAUCGAUCUCCUGAGCAUGCAAGCCCAUAUCGAGGGAGGAUACUAUGUGGAAACAGACCGGGACCCUCUGAAUGUGCCAAAUCCUUUCAUUAACAAUAAAGAUCCUGGCACUUCGUAUACUGUUCCGGAGACCGAUGUGACGUCUGACAUCCGACUGAGUCCUGGGCAAGAUCACUCUACUCGCUCCGCCAGUACUACAAUCUAUUAUUAUAUCACUCCCGGUUCUCCUCUGGGAUGCUUCCAUCGUAAUCGCGGACGAACCGUUCACACGCUGCAUCGCGGUCGCGGUUGCUACGUCUUAAUCCAUGCAGACGAAGUCCUUCGCGGCGAUAGAACUGCCGAGAACAAUAAAGCUCGUAUCGAGACAUUCGUCGUCGGCCACGAUAUUGAACGAGGAGAGAAGUUACAAUGGAUUGUAGAAGGAGGAAAAUUCAAAGCGUCUUUUUUGCUCCCUGACACCGAUGGGGGAGACAAACAGUCCGAGGGUUUGUUGAUUAGCGAGACUGUUGUUCCAGGAUUCGAGUUCGCGGACCACGACUUUAUGCGAGCUGCAAUGUUGGUUGAGCUUCUGAAACCAGAAGAGGUUGAGGAGCUCAAGUGGCUUUUGAGAGAGAAAUCAAUUAGUGUAUAGAAUUCCUGGAAUAGUCCGUAUAAUAUGAAAUGUCGCUAUAGUUCAGAUAGGAGAUUAUAUCGUUCGCUAUAAUAGACUCGUGGUAUC